AGUAGGGAUAGAAACCACCCACAGUCCUGAAAGUAUUACAAGUACAACUUCAGUAAAGACAAGUUAACUUAACGUAGCAUUUACUACAUUUCCCUUUUAUAAAAUAUAAAAGAAAGUUUAUUCCCGUCGUGUCAAAGGUUAUUGCGCAUGGCAUCUGGGCAUUUCGAAAUCGCGCGGGACUGAGGAAAGGUUGAAGACGUUUUAUCGAGAUAAGUUUCAAGCACCUCUUGAUUGACCGCCUUUUGCUUUAAAAGGACGGAGCCAGCAGUGAUGGCUAACAUCAUGGACCCAGACAUCAUGGACAGUCUGUUUGACAUGCCUGAGUACGAGGAGGAGGAGGAUGACUUCCCUCCCCUCCCCCCACCCCUGCCUCCCCUGUCCCCCAGCAGGGAGGAUGGGGAGGAGGGGGGGCAGGGCGACCCCACGGCUAAUGGAGAAGAUGCAGAUGACAUUGGAGGGAAGAUGCUGGCAGCCAUGGAGGAUGUGCCCAUGGCAGGGAAGAAGUCACGCAGGAAGCCUCAGCCUAAACUAGAUGCGAAAAGGCUGUGUGGUGAGCGCGGCAUCCCGUCCCUGCCCAAACACUUUGACAAGGUGAAGUUUGCAGGGAAGGGCCAUGAGAAGGAGGACCUGAAGCUGCUGAUGCGCACCAUGGAGCACUGGGCUCACAGGCUAUUCCCAAAACUCACCUUCGAUGAUGUCAUCGAGAAGGUGGAACAACUGGGGCAGAAAAAACCUGUACAGGUGUGUAUGGAGAAGCUUCGGAUGGGCAUGCCUCUCCUGGAUGAGGACUUUGUCAGAAGAGGAGAUGAUGAGGACCAGGCUGAUGAGGCUGGUGCAGGUGCAGGUGCAGGUGCAGGUGCAGGUGCAGGUGCAGGCAGUGAUCAAGACACAGACUCCGGUGCCCAGCCAGCCUCCCAGCCGGGCCCCAGCCAGCCCACCGGUCUGACCGCAGAGCAGCGGGAAAAGAUGGAGCACAACAGACGUCUGGCAGAGGAGCGAAGAAAAGCACGGCUCCAGGCUCUACAGCAGGGCCAAGAAGAUGCUGUCCCAGGACCAAGCAGUGCUCCUGACCAUGACAGCUCCACCAUGGACACCUCACUCACCUCUGAAGAAGACCUUAGCUCUAACAAAGUGCCCGAUGACCUUGAUCAGGACAUACAAAAGCCUGCAGAAAACAUGAAGCAAGAUGGUUCUGACACCUCACCAAUCACACCAGCCUCCUCUCAGCCUGCACCAGGGGAGACUAGUGAAGAAGCUAUUUUACAUGUAUCCCACAAUGCACCAGACACCAAUGGUGCUCCAGAGCCGGAUGAUUCAAAUGAAGGAAGCGGUUCUGGUUUGGAGGGCAAGCUUAAGUGCCAGAGCAAACCGUCCGAUGAAAACCUACAAACUGUAGUUGAAAACAACACUGAUGAACAGGAACCAGUACAAGCUAAUGGGUCCAAGGAACAGGCAUGUUCUCAUGAUGAAAAUGUGUAAUUGGCCAUGUCCCCUUUUAUGUAAAGAUAGCUUUAAAUAUGUUAUUGCCAUAGCAGGAAAUCUCACCAUAGCUGUCUUUUCCUCUUGUUUUGCCAGAGAUUUUACGGGGAAUGAGUCCGAUUGUUGAAGCAAGGAUGGUGAAGAGCAAGGCUGUCUUCAUUUAUUAAUUAUUUUCCAUCCUGCUCAUUGUUAGAAAUCUAUGAAAACUGCCAGUUUAAGCUUACAGAAAUACAUUUUUAUCAGUUUCACAUCAUGAAUGAUGAAGGUAUAUGUGAGAGGAGGCCUUCUAAAGCUUGCUAUACCUGUCAGUUAGUAUGUUCCAGAUUGAAAUAUGACAGCAGAGGGUGUUUUUGUCAUAUUGUACAUAAAUAAUUGUGUGCAUGUGUACUAUUAUCAGUACCCAUUAGGAAGUUGCUGAGACCAUUGCAUUGCAGCUACCACCCUAACUUGUCUCUUAACUUGUGGCCAAAAUGUUUCCCAUCACAGCUUCUGGUAUUAUAUGUAGAUUUGUAAGAAAGCAAAGUAUUUUGCAUAGAGAAAUUCCCUUUCUUGUCCCUUGAAGUAAUAGCAGAGAUCCCCAUUUAAUUUAGACUGUCAUUACCAUCUGAGGGAAUGCAUAUAUGGUCCAUUUUUUCAGGACCUUGAUGUAAAAUUCUGUGAGGGUUUCCUUAGUUGUAAAUACGUGCUACACUGUUUCCAAAAGCUUUUCUGUUGAAUGUUGUUGGGCAAUAUUUCCAUUCUUGCCUUUUUAAUAUCCAGACGUUUUAGGUCUUGAAAUGAUACUAAGAGUCUAUUUGUAACUUGGCUUACAUACAUGUACAGGAAUGUCAGGAAAGCUAUGGAAACAGCCAGCACAUGACGAGUCGGAAAUCAAACAUUGACCAAGACGGAAUUAAAGCUGUUGAACAA
This is a messenger RNA of Branchiostoma floridae (Florida lancelet), 2388 nucleotides long. Its product is annotated as TIMELESS-interacting protein-like. Gene Ontology annotation, biological process: replication fork arrest; replication fork processing; DNA replication checkpoint signaling. Lineage: Eukaryota; Metazoa; Chordata; Leptocardii; Amphioxiformes; Branchiostomatidae. The coding region runs from base 271 to 1479 and encodes 402 amino acids. The record is from RefSeq and is a predicted model, not a curated record. Gene Ontology annotation, molecular function: DNA binding. The transcript has 8 exons. Gene Ontology annotation, cellular component: nucleus; replication fork protection complex.